Messenger RNA from Arabis nemorensis, 1107 nucleotides. Lineage: Eukaryota; Viridiplantae; Streptophyta; Magnoliopsida; Brassicales; Brassicaceae. The record is from the annotation of a GenBank genome assembly.
AUGGAUUUUCACCACAUCCUCCUUCUCCUCCUUAUUUUUCUUGUUGAUUUAGCAGAUUCCAAAGUGUUGGCAGAUAACACUAAUGCUAAUUACGUGAUUAACAACAACGCAAUUGGUUACAAGAAAAAUGCAUCAAAGUGUAACAUUUACGAAGGAAGAUGGAUUUAUGAUAUUUUAUCUAGUCCUUAUUAUGAAACAUCAACUUGUCCGUUCAUCGGAUUAGAUUGUCAGAAAUUUGGUCGACCAGACAAAGACUACCUCUAUUACCAGUGGCAACCCACCGGAUGCGACAUCCCAAGUUUUAGCGGACUAUAUUUCUUGAAAAGAUUCAGAGGGAAGAAAAUAUUAUUUGUGGGAGAUUCACUAAGCAACAAUAUGUGGGUGUCACUUUGUUGUAUGCUUUACGCAUCCGUUCCCAACGCUACGUAUAGCUUCAAACUCAACAAGAAGCUCUCUACCUUCACAAUUCCGGAAUAUGGAAUAUCGGUAAAUUACCUUAAAAAUGGAUUCUUGGUGGAUUUGGUAGCGGACAAAACAAGAGGAUUGGUUCUGAAACUAGAUUCGAUCAGUACAGGAAAACAAUGGUUAGGAUCAGAUGUUGUCAUCUUCAACACUUUCCAUUGGUGGACUCACACUGGUCGCUCCAAAACAUGGGACUAUUUCCAAGUGGGAGAUCGAAUCGAGAAAGAGAUGGAUAGAAUGGAAGCUUUCAAGAUUGCUUUAAAAACUUGGGCUAAUUGGGUUGAUCACAACAUUGAUCCUUCAAAAGCUAGGGUUUUCUAUCAAGGAGUCUCUCCCGUUCAUCUAAAUGGGAGUGAAUGGGGUAAACCGGGGAAGACUUGCUUGGGAGAGACGAAACCAGUGAAAGGAACAAUUUACCCUAGACACAGCGGAGGCGAGGCUAUAGUGAGCCGUGUGAUCAGAGGGAUGGCUAAACCGGUUAGUCUCCUUGACGUGACCGCUAUGACGGAGAUGAGAAAGGACGGUCAUCCUUCGAUCUAUGCCGGUGGAGGCAGAAGGUUAAAUGACUGUAGCCAUUGGUGUCUCCCUGGAGUCCCUGAUGCAUGGAACCAACUUCUCUAUGUCGCUCUUCUCGUUGACGUUUAG